Physeter macrocephalus (sperm whale) is the source of this 1498-nucleotide messenger RNA. RefSeq names its product cyclic nucleotide-gated olfactory channel-like. Gene Ontology annotation, biological process: monoatomic cation transmembrane transport. NCBI's taxonomy places the organism in Eukaryota, Metazoa, Chordata, Mammalia, Artiodactyla, Physeteridae. Gene Ontology annotation, molecular function: intracellularly cAMP-activated cation channel activity; cGMP binding; intracellularly cGMP-activated cation channel activity. Gene Ontology annotation, cellular component: intracellular cyclic nucleotide activated cation channel complex; plasma membrane. The record is from RefSeq and is a predicted model, not a curated record.
AUGUGGUUGUCCCACUGGAAUGCCUGCAUCUACUACGCCAUCUCCAAGUCCAUUGGUUUUGGGGUCGACACCCGGGUUUACCCCAACAUCACUGACCCUGAGUAUGGCUACCUGUCUAGGGAAUACAUCUAUUGCCUUUACUGGUCUACACUGACCCUCACCACCAUUGGGGAGACACCACCCCCUGUAAAAGAUGAGGAGUACCUACUUGUCAUCUUUGAUUUCCUGAUUGGUGUCCUCAUCUUUGCCACCAUCGUGGGAAACGUGGGCUCCAUGGUCUCCAACAUGAACGCCACCCGGGCUGAGUUCCAGGCCAAGAUCGAUGCCGUCAAACACUAUAUGCAGUUCCGAAAGGUCAGCAAGGAGAUGGAAGCCAAGGUCAUUAGGUGGUUUGACUACCUCUGGACCAAUAAGAAGAGUGUGGAUGAGCAGGAAGUUCUCAAGAAACUGCCAGCCAAGCUGAGGGCUGAGAUAGCCAUCAACGUCCACCUGUCCACGCUCAAGAAAGCGCGCAUCUUUCACGACUGUGAGGCUGGCCUGCUGGUGGAGCUGGUAUUAAAGCUCCGUCCUCAGGCCUUCAGUCCUGGGGGUUACAUCUGCCGCAAGGGGGAUAUUGGGAAGGAGAUGUACAUAAUCAAGGAAGGAAAAUUGGCAGUGGUGGCUGAUGAUGGCGUCACUCAGUAUGCCCUGCUCUCGGCUGGGAGUUGCUUUGGAGAGAUCAGUAUCCUUAACAUUAAAGGCAGCAAUGGCUACUCAGAUCUCUUCUGCUUGUCCAGGGAUGAUCUUAUGGAAGCUGUGACGGAGUACCCUGACGCCAAGAGGGUCUUGGAGGAGAGAGGCCGGGAGAUCCUGAUGAAGGAGGGAUUGCUGGAUGAGAAUGAGGUGGCAGCCAGCAUCGAGGUGGACGUGCAGGAGAAGCUAGAACAGCUGGAAACCAACAUGGAGACCUGGUACACUCGCUUUGCCUGCCUGCUGGCUGAGCACACAGGGGCCCAGCAGAAGCUCAAGCAGCGCAUCAUGGUUUUGGAAACCAAGAUGAAGCAGAACAAUGAGGACGACCACCUGUCAGAUGGAGUGACUAGCCCCAAGCCAGCCGCUGCUGAGAAGCCAUAAUGGCUUGGGCCCAACGGCCUCUCCAGCCUUGGCCUUGGCCCCAGGGGCUAGAAGAGAGCUGUGUAGGUCCCCACAUAUAUAUGCAUUACCCCCAUGUCCCCUUGAUUUCUCCCAGAUGCCUCUCUGUCAGCAGGUUUUUGACUCAAUCAUCCAGAAGCCCUUCUCCAAGUCCAGCUAACAGCCAAUCUUGUGCAGAGUGCAGACUGUGUUUGGCUCGGCUUCCAGAAGCUUCAGCCUGUCCAAGUUUAAGGAAGGAAGAGGAGAGCAGCAGCACGUCUCUGGGCUCCUUUGUACCUAGUCACCUCCCACUUUGUUCUUUUCUUUUUUUAAAAAAUUUCUUUUUAAAUUUUUAUUGGAAUAUAGUUGAUUUACGAUGUUGUGUUAG